AAAAAAAAACCCCAUAAUUAUUUAAAAAAAAUUCAGUGCUCUAUUUGUUCUCUAGAACCUCCCAGAAAUCUCUCAUAUUUUGAAUAAAAGCUGUUUCGGUUAAUUGGUGAAUCACUUUGUACUGCGGAUUUUGGAGCUUUGGUUUUUUGGUGAAGUUGUGCGUUUACUGGAAAAAAAUCUGUUCUUUUUUUCUUUGGAGUAUUUGAUUUUCCGGUGAAAUUUGUCUGUUUCAGCUGAUAAAAAGAUGGAAUUUGUGUUUAGUGGUGGAUAAGGAUCUAGGAGGAAUGUCUGACUUUUUGUAUGAGAGCCGUUAUCUAGUGCAAUGGUAAAAAUCCUUGGGGUUGAAAGUGUGCAAGGGCAUGGGCGCAGGCAGAGGCACGAGAUGAUUGCUUUAUAAAAAAAAAUACAUAUUUAUAGUAUUUAUGCUGGUGGGAUCAUAAUUGGAUGGCUAUUCUUUUGAAGAUUGCUCUUCGGAUUCGCCUUGAGCCACCUUAGUGACCACCUUGUUUUUGGUUGCAUUACCAUUUUAUGAAAUGCCUUGUGCUAGAUAAGGGAUGUAACUCAAUUCAUCCUUCUAAAGUUAUCUUUAAUUUCAUCUACUCUAUUUUCAUUUCCUUUGACAAAGAAUGACCGAUUAUGACUAAACUUAUGUAAUUGAUGUUACAGCUUGAAGAUAAUGUUUGGGAUGAAUUUGGUGCUAGUGCUACCGAUGAUCAUAUAGUUCCUCAUACUGUUGAUGAAUAUGGGGCUCAAUUCAAAAUUCAAGGGGAUGGUCGAACCAAACCACAAUAUGAAGUGAAUGGAGUUGCUAGGAAUGCAGAUAAUACGGCUAAAUAUGGUAUUUUGGGAGAGAAGAAAAAAGGCAUUCAUACUUUGACCAAGAACAAAAUGUUGGAAAAAUGUCCUUGGUCUCACAGUUCUGAUGGCAUAUUUCCCACUUCAGGUGAUAAUGACUCACUCAAAGAAGUUACGGGCAUGGUUUCUGAUGAUCCAAUGAUGUCCAGCCAGGGUCUCAAAACUGGUGAUAUAGAUUCAGUUAGCAGUGAUUUCUGUGCUGAAGAUCCUGUCUUGGUUGACAACUGUGCUACAGAGGACAAUAACAUCUACUGUUUUCCGCUAAAUCACAUGUCUGAUACUAAUGAUGAUCUCAGAUUUUUUAAUAAUAACCAUGAAGACAAAGAAAACAGCGAUCUCCUAUGUUAUGCCUGGGGAGAUAUUGGAAAUUUUGAGGAUGUUGACCAGAUGUUCAGAAGUUGUGAUUCAACGUUUGGGUUGGGGAGUCUCAGUAAUGAAGAUGAUUUGUGCUGGGUUUCAUCUUCACAUGCUACUGAAGGAUCUCAAGAUGUGUUGAAGGCUGAUGCUAAGUUGAAUAGUUUACCAGAGCAUUGUGCAACUUCCAGGCCAGACAAUACCGGUCCUUCAACUAUUGAUUCUUACAAGAAAAAUGUACUUCUAAGUGACAAAAUAAGUUCCCUUGAUACGAGUGGUGAUAAUCCUGGUCUUGCUGACAUGUCUUCUUUGGAUGUAUUCAAUAAAGAAUUUGAAAUUAAGGAUGACUUGACACCCACUGAGCAGAUCAGCCCACAAAAAAGGCAGUCCAAGCAACUGAGAGCAUCUGGAGAAGAAACAGAUCAUCUCCUUGAAAAUGGUGGCUCUUAUCACCAUUAUGGUAACAUCAAGCAGUUUGCAGAUGUGAAUUAUCCCUUUACUGAUUCAUCAUGUCAACUCUUUUCCCCACUGGAAUUUCAACAGCACAAGCAAAACACGGGCCCUGAUUCUGUAAGCUAUGGGCAGGCCAGUGUUCCCUAUAUGCAUCUCAAUAACAGCGGUCCUUCAAACCAAAUUUCAACAUUUCCAACUAGUGCCAAAUCUGAAAAUAACGGGCAUCCUUCGACAAACGAGUCAUCUUGUGCAUCGAAUCAGGCACAGUCCAUAGAGAGCUCUCGGGGUCUUUCACUUGAGGUUCCUGACAUUAUAACGAAUGAGAAGAUGGGAAAGCCAUUUCAUCAACAAGAUACAAAAGCCCCAGUCAACAGGAAUAUCAGCCAGGCAAGAGUGGAAAGUCAGAUUGCAUUUUAUGAUCCAGUCACUGUUCAAAAGCAGGUCUGUCAGUCCGAACAGGACGAAGGUCAUAGUGAAGUUGAAGGAUUUGGUGUAGGGAAGCAAGCAGAAUUAGGCUUUUCAAACAGGCAGGAAAGCUCUUGUGUAGGUUCAAUAUUGGGUGAAGUCUCACUAGAAGCAACCAGUUUUCGGCAGCUUCAACAAGUCAUGGAAAAGUUGGAUAUCAGGACAAAACUGUGCAUACGGGAUAGUCUGUAUCGCUUGGCUAGGAGUGCUGAACAAAGGCAUAACUGCACAGAUACGAAAAAUGGCAUUAGAGAUGAUGAUGAUGCAAGUGGUUCAUUGGUGGCCGAAGAAACAAACAAGUGCACUAGAUUUAUGGGUAUAGAAACUGACACAAACCCUAUAGAUAGAUCCAUAGCACACUUACUAUUCCACAGGCCUUUGGAUCCGUCUCUAAGGCCUGCUACUGAUACCGCUUCUCUAAAGUCUCAUGGCAUGAUUCAUGGCUCCCCCACUGCUCAACCUGCCUCCGCUGAAAAACAAAUCGAUCAUGAAGAAAACGGUGCUGUUUCAGAUAACAACAGGUAACUUUGUGAAUUUAAUAAAAUAACAGAGUGCAGCACUUUGUAAAUUGUUAUCUUAUUUAUGAUCAUGUGAAAUGAUUGUGGGUGAGGCCUCAGAAAAUACGAAGAUGAUGCAAAGGGUUGAUUCUGCAUAUUUUUUAGGCUUUGAUUUUUUAGAUAAUGUUUUGUUAUAACUACUUAUAAGCUAUUUGUCACUAAUACUUCAAAAAAUUUUCUAUUUGUUUUUCACAAACUAUAUGGCCUUUUGUGCGACCAUAUAAGACCAAUUUUUUCUUUGAAGAGUACUUAUAUUAAGGAGCUAAUUUGUGGACA
This is a messenger RNA of Gossypium raimondii (Peruvian cotton), 2960 nucleotides long. RefSeq names its product protein LNK1. Bases 658 to 2652 code for a protein of 664 amino acids. NCBI's taxonomy places the organism in Eukaryota, Viridiplantae, Streptophyta, Magnoliopsida, Malvales, Malvaceae. The record is from RefSeq and is a predicted model, not a curated record. The transcript has 8 exons. Gene Ontology annotation, biological process: circadian rhythm; regulation of DNA-templated transcription.